AUGGCCAGCGAGCGCGAGGAAGCCUACGCCGAAUGGGCUCAACACAUGGAAAAUGUGCAAAGAGCGCAUCCAGAAACUGAUGCCAAGUUGAGCACAGAGUGGUGGAAGCCCGCUGUUGACUUUCCCCUCGACAUCAAGCAACGGUUCGGGGUUGAAGUGUAUACGAAGAUGAAUGUUUUGCUCCAAAAGAUUUAUACGGGGAAUAUGACGCCCGAGGACAGAGAGAAGACAAUGCAAGAGGCUCGGGAAUGCCUCAAAGAUGACCCAGAUUUGUUGAAGCGUUUUGAUGACAUCCUCGAGGCUGUUGGCCCCGGGUUUUGGGAUGUGAUGGAAAUGAUCAAGUCGAAUUCCAAUGCCAGCGCGUCUAGCGACCAGUAA
Akanthomyces muscarius is the source of this 378-nucleotide messenger RNA. RefSeq lists its product as uncharacterized. The transcript has 2 exons. The coding region runs from base 1 to 378 and encodes 125 amino acids. NCBI's taxonomy places the organism in Eukaryota, Fungi, Ascomycota, Sordariomycetes, Hypocreales, Cordycipitaceae. The record is from RefSeq and is a predicted model, not a curated record.